AGAAGAGAUCCCGGCGGAGCUGAAGAAGCGCCUGUCGACGCUCGAUAAGGAUUUUGCGGAGAGAGUUCCGCAGGUCUUUCGUGCCCUUCGUGUGUCAGCCCUAGACCGCAGCCACAUUCCGCGUCUCAUGACAUCGAUUUUUAAGCCCGGCGUUGCUCUGAAUCCAAACGAGAAGCAAAUGUGGCUCUUCCUGUGGGAGCGUUUUGUUUCGAGUUACGAACACGAUAAGGACGUGCACAACAUACCUGCAGAGGUGCAGCGGAAGAUUUUGCUCCUCACUACUAGUUGCGUCCUCGUUCGCGUUGCGGAAGGAUUUGAGAUCUUCUCUUAUCGAGCAGUGAUGAAUGAGGACGCAGCCGUGAAAGAAGAGUUGGAGAAACCAGAGCGAGGAUUUAUGGUCCUGGAUGCUAAGGUAGAGACCGCAAUGAGUUCACAAUUUCGUUCGCAGUGGGCUAAGCUCCUUGGAAUCACCAAUCCCAGCGUCAGGUUCCGGAAGGAACUGCACGAGGACUUUGUCUUUUGCGACGCCGACGCGCCCGACUUGCAGAGGUUGCGGGACUUCGUCUCUGGUCGCGGCGUAGAGUCAGGACAGGUCCGACUUCCGUUUGUGGAUGCACUUCUCGGCCCCGAAACUGGUCUAUUUCCCCAGAUGGAUGAUGCGGCUCGCGACGAGACUGCAAAAAAGGUUCGCUCUUUUUUUCAAAACUUGGAAGUGAGAACAGUCGGCAACCUGCAGAAGAAACUCUUGGAUGCGAGGGCACCUGACGGGGAGCCAGUGUGCGUGUACCCUGUGAAGACGUAUUUCCAUCUUCACGAAGAGUCCUUGAUCGACGGAAAUACAAGACAACCCGUGGCCGUUCUCUAUCUUGAAAAAUCGCUGGAUGCGUCGUCUUUCUCGUGCACUUGGCAAAUUGCGGGGGAUCUAACGGGCGCAAUCGAAAGGGUUGCCGGCACUCAGACAAACCAGGGUGCGCGCUGGUUCGUACUGACAGUUUUGGAAGGCUACAAGCGGGACUUGCAGGAAUUGGUCUCAACACCGAGCUUGAUGAGACAGGAGCAGCGUGUCGGAGUAAAGGUGCAGCCUCAUCUAGUGGAGCUGCAAGGCAGCCCAACGCUGCUUUUCCGAGAAGGAGAACAUGUGGUGAGGUACGACGCGAACAGGGACGAGUACUUCAGCGCAACGAUUGUUGCGGCGCAGCCCCACCCGAAUUACGGAGAUGAUGAUCCCUGGCGAGUACUGAACGCCACAUACCUUGUGCUUGUGGACGUCAAUCGAGCGCAGCAGCGAAGCGAGGAAUUUUUGUCGCACCAUGACCUGUACAAGUACUACGACAAUACCCGGGGCCAGCGGGUGAACGAGUUUUUUUCUUCCAGUACCGUUCUGGCACUGCCUCUGGUGAACGCUCCGAAUGCAGCAGGUGUGACGCCCUUGCAAAGUGGCAACCUGAGUCCAAGUGUGCAGAACCUCCGGAAGCAGCUGGCGGAUCACGAGCACAUCGUCUCUGCGGCUGAUUACAAGAAACUCCUGCGCCGACUCAUCGUGCAUUGGCAUCCGGAUAAGCUGUCUGUUCCGGAGCCCCUCGCGACUGAAGGCACGAAGUUCUUGACGCAAGUCUAUGAAAGGUUUUCGGAAGACGAGAGCUACCGGUACACUUCUGACGAACUGCAAGCGGAGGUGGACCAGCAACGCAAUCAGUAUGCUUUUCAUCCGCGACCGCGAGCUGCAACUGGAGGGACAGCAGGAACUUCUCAAGAGUACCAAGAAUGGGGGCGAGCGGCCCGCCAGCAUCGACGUGAGCAGCAAGCGGCCUCGAGUGCGCUGCGACCACCCCGCGACGGACAAGCCGGGAGUCCGGGGGUCAUCCAAGACGUGGAGGACGACGCAAGCGACGAGGAGCAAGCUGUUGUGCUCGGAGAUGACAGCGCGGCUGCGGCACAGGCUGAGGCUGCAGAGUACGUGGCCCUCGGACUUGAACUUAGAGGGUACAUUGACGCAGACCUUGCCGGAAAUCGCUUUGAUUCCGCCUGCUACUAUGCGUUUUCCGCUGUUCACAAGUUGUUACUCGGCAAAGCGAGACAAGCUGGCUAUCAAAAGCAUCCUGCGAAAGGCUCGAGUGCAAAUUUUAGCGCCCGAGGAUUGUCGCUGCUGUACAAGUCGCUGUUGCAAGAUAACGUCGCGGUGCACGACGAGGAACUCGAGAAAAAAAUCAAGGACGUCCAAGGUCUUUUCAUGAAGACUCAGAAGCCAGCAGCACGGGCGAAACUCACACUGGAGUACGCUACAAGAAUGCGCGACUAUGUCAAUGAAAUUUUCGAGUACUUCGGCAAUUGACAAUCGCGCGAACCAAAAACAUACGCCACAACUUAGACGUGAGCCAUACUUACAGCCUGAUAAUCUUCACUAGGGUAAGACCCCCUUUAAGUUAUAGAAUCGUCCAUAGGUCCACAGCAAAAUUUGAUAGUGUUGGAUACACAUGGUAAGUUCUUGUAACUGCGGGCACCAUGGCGGUGCAGUUCAACACUAGGUAUAGUUGAUGAAUGCGCUGUCAUCGUUUCUGUAUCUGUUUAUGCGCAGUUUUGAUUUGAAUUUGAUAGAAGAGAAACGAAACACACGGAAGCCAGCGGAACGCGGAUGCCAAAGAACUAGGUAUUACCAUAGAAACAUCCCGAAUCCACCAGUGUAGUCCUGUGGAAGACGACAGAACUUUUCUUCUCUUGCCUGCAAACUGGUCCGCGAUCACUAAUUUUGAGCGUUUUUUAUAUCAUUGUUGGUUUCGUUUUUUUUGAAUUGAACAGGAGCGCAUAGGUAUACUUAGCUGAGAUUGCGCUGCUGCUUUGUGAACUGGACAGACCUCAUUCGAUCAAAAAUUAUUCCGGAGACCGACAAUCCCUCAUUCAAUAUAAAGGCGAGACCGAUUCGCGCGAGACGUACUUGUUUGGUAUAAGCUUUUUGUGUGGUGCACAUUGUGCCUUCCCGCCACAAAGCACGCAGAAAAAACUAGCAAUGGCAUCAGAUUGGCACGAAAAUAUCCUAAUGAAGAAAAGGCAGUGAC
Messenger RNA from Amoebophrya sp. A120, 3053 nucleotides. The record is from the annotation of a GenBank genome assembly. Lineage: Eukaryota; Dinophyceae; Syndiniales; Amoebophryaceae.